This is a messenger RNA of Penicillium malachiteum, 1359 nucleotides long. RefSeq names its product uridine kinase family protein. Gene Ontology annotation, molecular function: ATP binding; kinase activity. The coding region runs from base 1 to 1359 and encodes 452 amino acids. The transcript has 8 exons. The record is from RefSeq and is a predicted model, not a curated record. Gene Ontology annotation, cellular component: cytoplasm. NCBI's taxonomy places the organism in Eukaryota, Fungi, Ascomycota, Eurotiomycetes, Eurotiales, Aspergillaceae.
AUGGAGUCAAUCUCACCUUUUUACUCUUCCACCCCGGAGGUGAAGUACUCUCCGCCAUGGCAAGAUCUCAGCAUUAUUGGUAUUGCUGGCAGUUCUGGCUCAGGCAAAACCUCAGUGGCCAUGGAGAUCGUCAAGUCGCUGAAUCUACCUUGGGUGGUGAUUCUAGUAAUGGAUUCGUUCUAUAAGAGUUUGUCUUCAGAUGAUCAUCGAAAGGCGCAUUCAAACGAGUAUGAUUUCGAUUGUCCAGAUUCAAUUGAUUUUGAUCUUCUGGUACAGACUCUUAGAGAUCUGAAGAAAGGAAAAAAGGCCCAUAUCCCAGUCUAUUCAUUUGCAGAGCACCAGCGUCAACCACAGACUACCACUCUGUAUUCCCCUCGAGUGUUGAUCUUGGAGGGCAUUCUUGCUCUGCAUGACCCCAGGAUUACCGAAAUGCUGGACGUCAAAAUCUUCGUCGAGGCCGACAUGGAUGUUUGUCUAGGCCGGAGAGUCCUUCGUGACGUGCGGGAAAGAGGCCGUGAUAUCGAAGGCAUCAUCAAACAGUGGUUUACCUUUGUCAAGCCAUCUUACACUCGAUUUGUGGAGCCUCAAAGAGGAAUCUCCGAUAUCAUCAUCCCUCGCGGCAUUGAGAACUUAACUGCCAUCGAUAUGGUUGUCAAGCACAUCCAGCGUAAGCUUCAAGAGAAGUCUGAAAAGCACACGGCAGAGCUUCACAAGCUGGGCCUUAUUGCAGCCAAGGUGGAACUUCCUCCUAAUGUCCAUGUGCAACCCUCAACGCCUCAGUUCCUGGGUAUGAAUACCAUUCUGCAAAACCCUGAGACGCAGCAGGAUGAUUUUGUCUUUUACUUUGAUCGACUUGCCUCCAUCCUCAUCGAACGUGCCCUGGAUAUGACACAAUACAUUCCUGCCAGUGUGGAGACACCACAAGGAAAUAAAUAUCUCGGUCUCAACCCACUAGGAACGGUGUCCGCUGUUGCUAUCCUACGUGGAGGCUCUUGCUUAGAGACUGCCUUAAAACGGAGCAUUCCCGACUGUAUCACCGGGCGGGUAUUGAUUCAGACAAACGACGCUAGUCAGGAACCGGAGCUGCACUAUUUGAAGUUACCUCCACGCCUGGAAGAACACACCAGUGUUCUAUUAUUGGAUCCACAGAUGUCUAGCGGCGGAGCUGCACUCAUGGCCGUGCGUGUUCUGCUUGACCAUGGAGUUCAAGAAAGCAGGAUCGUCUUCGUGACGUGCGCGGCCGGAGAAACAGGCAUCAAGCGCCUCAUUGCGGUCUUCCCCAAGAUCAACGUCAUCGUUGGUCGGAUCGAGGAAGAGGGAGAGCCGCGAUGGAUGGAGAAACGUUAUUUCGGAUGUUGA